Vavraia culicis subsp. floridensis is the source of this 1547-nucleotide messenger RNA. RefSeq lists its product as uncharacterized. Gene Ontology annotation, molecular function: SUMO conjugating enzyme activity. Gene Ontology annotation, cellular component: nucleus. Gene Ontology annotation, biological process: protein sumoylation. Bases 604 to 1230 code for a protein of 208 amino acids. The transcript has a single exon. The record is from RefSeq and is a predicted model, not a curated record. Lineage: Eukaryota; Fungi; Microsporidia; Pleistophoridae.
AAUUUUACAGGUGCAGGAUGACGUGUUAAGGAGAAAGUCCCUCUCCUAAAUAUUUCCUAUGACCACGUGUAACAGUGAUAAUAACGUGCCAUUGUUCAACAGGAAUAGCAAAGUACCGUUGUUACCGCACAACACCAAAUUAACGCGGUUACCGUCCAAAUUGCCGUCCCCAUGCCAAGAAUUAACAUAACGUUCUUCUACAACAAUUACAAUCAAAUAUCGUAUAACGAUAUUUAAGGUAUACCGCUGAAUUAUCACCGUUGCAAUUCGAUGAUCGUGCAGCAACGCAUGACAUGCACUGAAUGAAAUUGAAGCACCACUUGAACACGCCGUCCUGUCCGAUCACCGCUGUUCUUCGCACAAAGCUUAUUCUUACGUGUUAUGGUUUGUGCAGCACCACUUCAUUGUGUUGUCACGAGUAAUACACCGGAUGGUGUGGCUGCUCCUUACUUCAGAGCUAAACACUUAAAUGUAGCCUUGGUGAUAAACUAUCAACCAUUAACCAACAAUUUUAAGGCACUAGCCAUGAAAGAUGAGUGUCUUGCUGAUCAAACUAAAUUAACUUUCUUCUUCAGUUACUCCCGCCACACCAUCAAUUCGUGAAUGUACCACGGCGACCAAACGAUUACCAUUUUAAACGGAUGGCUGAAGCGAAAAUGUUGGGCAACACAACCAAACACUUCAUCCCCUCCCUGCCAUGAUUUCUUCCGCCACGGAAGGUCUAAAAGAACUUUGCUUACCACAAAUUUUUGUAUUUUUGUACCCCCGAUGAGCACAUGCAUAGAUCGGUUGGUAGCGGAACAAGCCAACCUAAAAAAAGAGCGCAAGUACAUGUUCUUCGCCAGGCCCUCCCCUGCAGACAUAACGAAAUGGAACUGUGGUUUUCCUGGACCGGACGCUCCCCUAUACAAAGACAGUUACUACCUCGUGAACUUAUCAUUCGGUCGUGACUAUCCUUUCAAGCCGCCACGCGUAAAAUUCGUGCACAAGGUUGUCCAUCCCAAUGUUUACGAGUCGGGCGAGGUGUGUUUGAGUAUACUGGAGGAAGGCAGAUGGAAGCCUUCACUUACGGUGAGCAACAUUUUAUGUGCGUUGCAGCAGCUGCUCAUGACGCCCAAUGCUAGUUCGCCAGCCAACGGGCCUGCUACACGAAUGUAUCGUAAUAAAAGGAUCUAUGAAAGUGAGGUGAGGAAGAACAUUGAGCGGUGGCACUGCCAAUUACCGUGGUGAAUGGAUGCCUAGCUCUGCACGUGCUUGCACGUCUUGUAAUUGAUCCGUAUGGAUGUGAUGAUACGCCGAUAGAACAAUAAACGAUCACAGGCAGCGUAUCUUGCUACAUCAGUAGAGCUGUAACUCACAUUCUUAAAUUGAUUUUUUGCACAUUUUCAUCCACUCAAGUUUGAACCAUGUGCAUCGUUCAGUGAUUUGUUUUUGCGUGUGAGUCAGCCUGAAUAUUCGUUCGUUCGAUAUUUCACCAGUACGUCCCUAAGAACGCCUUUAACUGCACACCAUCCUGCGCAGAUCUAAUAAACAACAAAUUUACCUAA